Molecule: messenger RNA, 2440 nt
Organism: Anopheles coluzzii
Lineage: Eukaryota; Metazoa; Arthropoda; Insecta; Diptera; Culicidae
Exons: 3
Coding region: 486-1445 (319 amino acids)
Source: RefSeq, a predicted model, not a curated record
AUACACCUGUUUCCAUCUACGUUCGCAUCUCGUGCCGUUUGCAUCGAAUCGCAAACCGCCUGCUUCGAAUCGCAUGCCACUACGAUCGAAUGCGUGCACCCAUGGUUGAAUCGCGUGCCAGUACGGUUGAAUCGCGUUCCACUAUGGUCGAAUCAUAUGCCACUACGAUCGAAUCGUGUGCCGCUACCAUUGGAUUUCUGAAAGCAAGAGCAUAGUAAACUGUUUGUUUACGUUUGCAAGCUAUAUCUUUCUACGCCGACGGCAUUUCAUUUGUAAAAUACUAAUAAAAGGGCUUUAUUCUCUGAUUAUAGGUAAACCCCACGAAUAUUGGUUGAAACCAAGGAUUUUACCAUCAACAACGAACACCGAAUAUUAGUUGAACACAAGGAUUUUACCAUCAACAAGGGACCACGAUAUUCGUCGAUAACAAGGAUUUUAUGUGUAAUCAGUAAAUAAAUCCCUUUUAUUAGUAUUUUACAAAUGAAAUGCCGUCGGCGAAGAAAGAUAUAGCUUGCAAACGUAAACAAACAGUUUACUAUGCUCUUGCUUUCAGAAAUCCAAUGGUAGCGGCACACGAUGCGUACCAUGCAGCUGAACGGGCGUGUAAGCGGCGUUUUGAGGAGGUGGAGAGGGAAUUCCGUCGUGCCCGGCAACCGGAGCUGCCGACUGUGGAAAACCAAGCCGAUGAUGCUGAACCAUCGUACAUGGAGCCCGGUCCGAGCUGUUUUACAGACGAUGCUGCUCCGCUUAGCGACAGCGAGGAGGACAGCAUGGCCGAUGCAAGCAGCGGGGCAGAAAGUGACGACGUCGAAGACAUCCAGGUCGAGGUGCAAACGCCGGACCAACCGUACCAAGACCUUUCGUGCGAGGAAGGUUUGCGGCUGUGGGCCCUGCAAACUGGGCAAGCUCAUCGUAGCUUGAACCAUUUGCUGGGCCAUUUGCGGCAGCAUUUUCCCAACGCCAGAUUGCCCAAGGAUGCUCGGACGUUAAUGAACACGCCCGCGUCCAGAGCACCGGAGACAGCCAUUACGCCUAUCGCAGGGAGGACGCUGUGGUACCAGGGUGUGGGGAAAUGCCUUCUUUCGUACUUUCGUGAUGUUCAGCCAACCCAGGAGGGGUUUGAGUUGAUUUUUUUUGUGGACGGCCUGCCGCUGUACAAAAGCAGCCGGUCCCAAUUCUGGCCCAUCCUGAUGCAGGUCCACAACGUGCCAAAUACUCCGGUGAUGACGGUUGCGAUUUUUUGUGGCGAAUCGAAACCGUUAAUCCUGGAGGAGUUUUUGGAUCAGGUCGUGGACGAAAUGAACCACCUUUUUAUGAACGGCCUGGUUAUUGGAACCCGCUUUUACUGGGUAGCACCUACCACCGCGCAAAAUGGGCACUGGCCGACUAAUUUCUUUAAAGGUUUGUGGCAGCCUAUGGAGAUUUGUACAGUCCAGUGCUUAUGAAUAGCAACGUGCAUAACCUGCUGCACGUGUACGAGGACGUGCGCAGGUUUGAGGGUUUAAAAACCAUAUCGGCCUUCAUUUUGAGGCAUUUUUGCACGACCUCAAAAAGUUGGUACAUUCCGGGAGGCACAGCCUAGUCCAAGCGGUCCAUCGUUUGCUGGAACUGCAACAUAUUAAUGUUGCCAAGCGCCAGCAAAACCAACGAAAGGUGGACGAGCAAUCGGUGCGGACGGUUGGUGUCUACACCAUAGCGACCGUACGGGAGGGCUUCACGCUGCGGCCAAGUUUCCGCGACCAGUGGUGUAUGGCCAACUCGGGCGAGGUGGUCCGGUACGAAACGGCCACAAAAACGAAGGGAAAUCAGCUACUUGGUUUAAUUACGCGGACCUGUAGCGAGUUUACCGAUCCCAUGUGCGUCAAGUCGAUCUCCUUGCCAUCGUAAGGUCGUGCCUGGAGUACUGCUGUCCGAUAUGGUGCCCGCUCGGCGUUGGUGACAUCAAUCGCCUCGAAGCCAUUCAACGCAGACUCACCAGGUACGCGGUUCGACUCCUUCCAUGGCAAUCCCACCACGCUCGGCCCACCUAUCAUCAGCGGUGUCUGCUUCUCGGACUUGAACCACUCUGCUCUCGACGUAAAAACGCCCAAUGCCUUUUCAUAUUCCGGCUCCUUAACGGAGAGAUCGAUUCCCCGGCAUUACUAGCCAGCAUCAAUUUGUUCGCUCCCUGUCGGAUUCUUAGAUCUAAUUUCCAUCUCCGUGUACCGCGUACCCGCAACAACCAUAGCCAGGGACACCCCAUUAUACGUAUGUCCCUCGAGUUCAAUGAAGUGUUAGAUUUGUUCGAUUUCAGUAUGUCUACUUCUACGUUCAAGGAGAAAUUGCGUCUACGUCACAUUUAAUGUUAGCUUAUAACUAGAGGUCUAUUUAUAUGUUAUAAAUGAUCAUUGUUAUACAUAUCUUAAUUUAAUUAUAAGGUUGCCGAUUAGACACAAUGGUC